ACAGCGAUAUUUCAGAAUGAGGAGAGCUGCAGGUUUUCUGGCGUUGCUGCUCUGUCUGCUCUGGACAGGGGCUCAGGGUGAGGAUGGAGGGGGCACAGGGAAGAAAGAGGGUGAGUUUGAUAUCCAAGCAGUGAAAGCAGUCCCCGAUCAGAGCAGCAGUCAGACCGUGACGAUCACUGACGUCUGGGCUGAGCUGAAGGAGCUCAGAGACAUGGCCAUCGAACACAAGAUCAAGAUCCAGAAGCUGGAGCAAGACAACACAGACCGUCCUCAGGUGGCGUUCUCAGCCGGUCUCACUCAUACCGGAUCAGUCGGACCCUUCAGCACCGAUAUCACACUGAAGUUCAGUAAAGUCUUCACCGAUAUCGGUCAGGCUUACAGCCCAACUACAGGUGUCUUCACAGCCCCCGUCAGAGGAGUCUACUACUUCAGAUUCAACGCCUGGGAAGAGAGCUAUUCAACUUGGACCUCUGUUGAACUCUAUCACAACGACAACAGAGUGAUGAAGAUUUUAGAUUACAACGAUAGUGCUGGAUAUGUCUCUGCAUCUAACGCAGUAAUUCUUCACCUGGAGAAGGGAGAUGUAGUCUACAUCGUUCUCCCCACCAACUACAGCGUUUAUGAUGACUCGUUUAAUCGUACCAUGUUCAGUGGAUUUCUACUCUUCCCUUGGUGAAGCCCUCCGUAAAACACCCACUGCAUUAAGUUACAACAUUACAUAAAGUGUGUUGAC
Molecule: messenger RNA, 733 nt
Organism: Eleginops maclovinus (Patagonian blennie)
Lineage: Eukaryota; Metazoa; Chordata; Actinopteri; Perciformes; Eleginopidae
Product: complement C1q-like protein 2
Exons: 3
Coding region: 17-676 (219 amino acids)
Molecular function (GO): protein binding
Source: RefSeq, a predicted model, not a curated record